AUGUUGAUAAAUUUGCUACUAUACAUAACUUUGGUGAUAUCAGCAGUGGUGCCGGUUAAUAAAUUGACAUUUACAGAAGAUGAAAAGAAACUUUUAGAAAGAGAUCCAGUUGUAACUCAUAAAAUUACAUUUACCAUUUCAGAAAAUGAUCAAGUCAUCGGAGAUUUAAAGUUAGCAUUAUUUGGAGAAGUAGUACCUACAACAGUUGAGAAUUUCUUUCAAUUAUCAUCAAUGGCUCAAGGUUAUGGAUAUUUAAAUUCAAAGUUUCAUCGUAUAAUUAAAAAUUUUAUGAUUCAAGGCGGUAAUUAUGAUGAUUUAGGUGGUAAAUCAAUAUAUGGAGAUAGAUUUAAUGAUGAAAAUUUUCAAGUUAAGCAUGAUAAAUUAGGUAGGUUAUCAAUGGCAAAUGCAGGGGUGAAUACUAAUGGUGCACAAUUUUUCAUAUUGAAUAGUGAUAAACAACCACAUUUAGAUGGUAAACAUGUUGUAUUUGGACAAUUAAUAAAUGGAUUUGAUACAUUAGAAAAGAUAAGUAAUGCUGAAACUGAUGGAAAUCAUAAACCAGUGAAAGAUAUUAUAAUUAGUGAUAUAAAAACAGUUGUUUUUGAUAAAGGAUUAGAACAACAAGAAACACCAACUACACAAUUACAUUAUGAUGAAGUUAUAAAAGAUAUUACUUCAAUUUAUAGCUAUUUAUUUGUAUUAUUAUUGGUUGUAAUUGCAUGCCUUGGUUACUAUAAAUUUAAUUUUAAACGAGAAAAUAUACGAGAAAAAUUUUAAUACCAUGUUUCCAAUUGUUCAAGUAAAGAAUUUACCAUUUAAUAGUUCUUCAAAAUCUUUAUAUGAAUUCUUUGGUAAAUUUGGUAAUAUAAAUCAAAUUAGAAUUAAUGAAGGUUCUUGUUUUAUAAUUUAUACAAAUUUUAUAAAUGCUGAAAAAGCUGCAAAAGUAUUAAAUGGUGUUAAUUUUAAUGGUAGAUAUCUAAUUACUUCUUUAUAUCAAGUUGAUAAAUCAAAAUUAGAUGAUAUGAAAUUGAGAAAAGAACAGUUGGAAAGUUUGCAAUCGAUAAUUUGA
Molecule: messenger RNA, 1069 nt
Organism: Insectozyma verbasci
Lineage: Eukaryota; Fungi; Ascomycota; Pichiomycetes; Serinales; Debaryomycetaceae
Source: the annotation of a GenBank genome assembly